Alnus glutinosa is the source of this 560-nucleotide messenger RNA. RefSeq lists its product as uncharacterized. NCBI's taxonomy places the organism in Eukaryota, Viridiplantae, Streptophyta, Magnoliopsida, Fagales, Betulaceae. Bases 76 to 348 code for a protein of 90 amino acids. The transcript has a single exon. The record is from RefSeq and is a predicted model, not a curated record.
AUACCACACAUUUGCGUAUAAAAACAUUAUCCCAGAGAAAUCUCUUCCUCUAAAAUUUCUCGAACAAUUUAGGCCAUGGAAAAGAGCAAGUCAUUCUCAGGGUACUACUCCACCCCCUACACAGAAAUACGGUCUGCUUUCGACCUCGACAGGUCCAAGUCAUUCAGCUUCAAUGGCGGAAGUGGCAGCAGAGAUGUGUCGGGCACAUCUGGCAAUCCAGAGCUCAAGAGGAGGAAAAGGGUGGCGUCCUACAACAUGUACGCCAAGGAAGGUAAGCUCAAAUCCUCUUUUCGCAACAGCUUCAAGUGGAUCAAGAGCAAGUUUACAGACAACUUCGACGACGAGUGAAGGACGUCAAAUCAUUUGUUCUUUCUCUUUAUAUAUAUAUAUAUAUAUAAAUUCUCUCUAUCUCGUUGGAUGCUAGAGCCUGAUUGAACACGCCAAUUAAGCGCACUUGUAAUUGAAUGGACUUUUCUUUUUCGCUUCAUUAAUUUCAAAUAAUUGUAUCAAGAAUGUUCUACUAUCGAAUGUGUUUAUAAAGUUUAUGGGUUUGUAUUGGA